Messenger RNA from Bufo gargarizans (Asiatic toad), 2065 nucleotides. It is a transcript of the gene TMOD4, whose product is annotated as tropomodulin 4. The transcript has 10 exons. Gene Ontology annotation, molecular function: tropomyosin binding. Gene Ontology annotation, cellular component: myofibril; striated muscle thin filament. The record is from RefSeq and is a predicted model, not a curated record. The coding region runs from base 186 to 1232 and encodes 348 amino acids. Lineage: Eukaryota; Metazoa; Chordata; Amphibia; Anura; Bufonidae. Gene Ontology annotation, biological process: muscle contraction; myofibril assembly; pointed-end actin filament capping.
ACUGGAAAGUGACCACUAGGUGUCCCCCGGAGGAAGAUCCGUACGCCAGCUGCAGCCUAAUGACAGCCCGGGUCACACCCCUUCCAAAAGUAUCCCCUUUUGAGGCUCGGUCAGACCCCCUGCACACUGCGGGCAGGAGAGUCACAAGAAGGGGCUGAAAAGCCGCCACCUCCUCCACCACCACCAUGUCUUACCAGAAGGAGCUGGAGAAGUAUCGGGACAUAGAUGAAGAUGCGAUCAUGGGGGCAAUGUCUGCAGAGGAGCUGGCCCAACUGGACUUGGAGCUGCAAGAGAUGGACCCUGAGAACAUUCUUCUACCGGCCGGGAUGCGCCAAAGAAACCAAACCGCAAAGACCGCCACCGGCCCUCUGGACAGAGACGCCCUCUUACAGCAUCUGGAGAAGGAGGCUCUGGAUUCGGAGGAGAGAGAAGACCUUGUUCCAUUCACUGGAGAGAAGAAGGGAAAACCCUUUAUCCCAAAACAGGCAAAGAGGGAGAUCCCUAAAGAGGAGCAGAUCACUCUAGAACCUGAGCUGGAGGAGGCCUUGGCCAACGCCACUGAUGCUGAGAUGUGCGACAUUGCAGCCAUCUUGGGGAUGUAUACACUGAUGAGUAACAAGCAGUACUAUGACGCCAUCACCACUGGAAUCAUUAGUAAUAAGGAGGGCAUCAACAGUGUUGUACAACCCGACAAAUAUAAACCUGUCCCGGACGAGCCCCCAAAUCCAACCAACGUGGAAGAAACGCUGCGGAAAAUAAAGAGCAACACCUCCGACCUGGUGGAAGUGAAUCUGAAUAAUAUCCAUGACAUUCCCAUACCGACACUGAGGGAGAUUUGUGAAGCCAUGAAGGUGAACAACCAUGUGAAGAAACUGAGUCUAGUGGCUACACGUAGCAAUGAUCCCGUGGCUUUCGCUGUGGCCGAAAUGAUUAAGGAAAAUAAGACUCUCGAGAGCUUAAACAUAGAGUCCAACUUUAUCUCCAGUGCAGGGAUGUUGGCCGUAAUUCAAGCCGUGAAGAAAAAUCCCACACUGACCGAACUCAAAGUGGACAACCAGCACCAGAACCUUGGAGACACGGUAGAGAUGGAGAUGGCCUCCAUGCUGGAGAAUUGUCCUUCUGUGGUCCGAUUUGGGUACCAUUUUACACAGCAGGGACCAAGGGCCCGAGCUUCAAAUGCCAUCACCAGAAAUCUGGAGAUGCGCCGCAAGAAGAAGAAGACCGCCCAAUGAAUCAGCUUUAUGUGUCCAACCUCAUUCAUCUCGUAGGUGGUGUCCCUGUCCCAUUUUUGCCCAGGCUUCAUUGGUAUACAUCACAUCCAUUCACCCCCUUUCCCCAUGGUUCCUCUGUGAGUGUCUCAUACUUCAUAUGACCACCUUCUAUGGUAACACUGCCUUCGAGUGUCUUAAAGUUUACUCAUCAUUUGGAAAGAAGCCAUUUUGUGAGUGUGACCGUCCAGUCUAUCAGUUUGCUAGAAGAUCCCAGGAGGCAUGUUGAGUCUUAAGGUGCCCAAGUGAAAGAUAUAGAUAUUUUGUCUCCUUGCUUUUGAUUAAAGGGGUUGUCUGGUAAUUAAAAAAUUCUUAAAAAAGGCUCUGCUUGGUGCAAAACCAUAAAAUAAGUCAAUACUCGCCUCACCGAUCCCUCACUGUUUCUAUUCAGGUGCUUCACGAUCCCGUGGUGAGCUGUACUUCCUGCUCCCUCUGACCACUCAGCCAGUCACUGGCCUUAGUGACCUGCCUUAGAAAGUAACAGGUUGAGGAGCUAUGACUUCUUUUAUUAUUUUACACAAGUCCGGAUAAUCCCUUUAAAUUAUAAUAUUAAUUGGGAGAAUAUCAUUUUCACCCUUGACAAAAUCUUGUGGUGUGGGCCCAUUUAAUGAUUGCAUCCCCAUUGUGAUGGGUGGAUCUGGGGACCCUUGUCUGAUCAGCUGGACGCUCUGGGCCCCCAUCUACCAUGUGCCAUUGAUGUGUUUUGCGGAAAGUGAGGACAGAGGGAACGGGAGCCAUGCUGGAAUAAAAGUACAAGAAUUGUAUGUAACAUGUAAAUAAAGUGACUUUGACCUGUA